GUUAGCGCGUAGUUUGGCACCUUAACUCGACUAUCGGUUCAUCCCGCAUCGCCAGUUCUGCUUACCAAAAAUGGCCCACUUGGAGCUCACAUUGAAUGUGCCGGUUCAAUUAAGCAACCGACACGUCUUACCUAUUUAAAGUUUGAGAAUAGGUGAAGGAUGUUUCAUCCCCCGAACCUCUAAUCAUUCGCUUUACCCGAUAAAACUGAUCAAGCUCCAGCUAUCCUGGGGGAAACUUCGGAGGGAACCAGCUACUAGAUGGUUCGAUUAGUCUUUCGCCCCUAUACCCAAGUCUGAAAAGCGAUUUGCACGUCAGCACAUCUACGAGCCUACGAGGCAUUCUUGUGACAAUCUCGUGCGGCUGCUGGCCCUCUGGAAUGCCUUUGGAAAUUCGGGCAUGAUACUCAUUCAAGGUGGUUAUCAUGGAGUCAGUGCGGAAGACGGUCAGUCCUGUCAGCGACAUCCUCCCAGCCUGCCCUGCACCAACGUCCUGCAUCCGCUCGCUACGUUGCACUACCCGCCCACCUCUGCCCUCUCCUUCGCCCGCUUUCCCAGCCAGCCUCCACUCUCCCCAUCGCCCUCCCUCCGCGGUCCACUCCUAGAACCUUCACUGCCAUCGUCGCCGCCGCCCUCUCUGCCCAGCCCGUCGCGCCAGCCGCCCUCUCUGCCCAGCCCGUCGCGCCCGCCGCCCUCCCGCUCGUGCCUCCGGUUCUGUUCCCUCGCACUGCCGUCCAACCGCCGCCGCCUCCUUUUCCGUCCCCUCCUUCGCGCGCUGUCAGCCUCCAGCCUCCCCACUCGCUUAAGCUCCACUCGACCCAAGCCCCACCUCCUGCGCGCUUACCCAACCAGCCUCCGCUUUGACCACCGCGCUCCCUGGCCAGCCCACAUCCACUUCCGCCUCCUCCCACGCAUCCCCCGUCCAGCCCACCUCAGCUUUUGCCCUUUCGUCCCGUCAUGCUCCUCGCCCAGCCAGCCUCAGCCGCCCUCUCCUUCCGCGCGCUCCAUGUGCUCCCCGUCCCAGCCUUCCUAUUAACUGCAGAAGCAUCGUGCGCGCGCCCCUUCCUGUGGCUGGUGUCAAGGCCCCACAGGUGACGGCGUGCCGGCACGACCGGUGCGCCCCGCCUACGCCUCAAGAACCACCGUGCACGCGCCCUUUCCCGCGGCUGGUGUCAAGGCCGCAGGUGGCAGCAUGCCGGCAUGUGCGGUGCGCCCCGCCUAUGCCUCAAGAACCGCCGUGCACGCGCCCUUUCCCGCGGCUGGUGUCAAGGCCCCGCAGGUGGCGGCGUGCCGGCACGUCAGGUGUGCCCGGCCUACGCCUCAAG
Chlamydomonas reinhardtii is the source of this 1322-nucleotide messenger RNA. RefSeq lists its product as uncharacterized. The transcript is spliced from 2 exons. Bases 398 to 1033 code for a protein of 211 amino acids. The record is from RefSeq and is a predicted model, not a curated record. NCBI's taxonomy places the organism in Eukaryota, Viridiplantae, Chlorophyta, Chlorophyceae, Chlamydomonadales, Chlamydomonadaceae.